CCUCUGCCCAGCCCAGUCGUCAGGUAAACCGAAGCCAUACUGUCAGUGCUGAGACCAACCUCCACCGACCCAUGAGAGGAGAGUCUGGACCCGAGCAGACUCCCCGUGGAAGUCUUAAAGCCUCCCUGGAUUGACAUUCGAGGCCUUAGACACUUCGUCUGAGACCGAUUUAUGGAGGCAUGGAAUUAAUAACUCCCUUUCCCUGGACCUCAAUUUCCUGGUCUGUAGAAUAGGGGUUUUGCAGCAACCGACUUGAUGAGCAAGGGGGAAGACUUCCAAGGGAUUAUUGAAAGCACAAGCAGCAAAGCAGGCUAGCCCCUGGAGAGUUGGGAUGGCAAGGGAGGCAGCCGAACUCCAGCCGACGGGACUGGGGAGGAAGCGGGGGGAGCCACAUGCCAGUAACUGGCCCAGACGCACACGGGCGGCGACGCUCCCCCGCUGAGCAGCAGCUGUCUCCAGCCCCCGACGAGCCCCACAUCUGUAGCAAGAGCUCUGUGGUCUCCUAGGCAACUGGAGACAGGGGGGCCCCUGACUGCGGUCCAGGGCGUUAGAUGAGAAGCAAGAAGACAGGUGCCGAAGAAAUGUGGAGCUUCGUUCUCGAAGCCGCUCCGCUCUGCGAAGGACCGUGAGCUUGGCCUACUUUCUGGAAAGAGCGGAGCGACCUGAAUUAAAAGGACACCUUUAACCUGGACUUUCUGGGUACCCAGAUGGCUGAGAGAUCUUCCUCCCGAUAGGGGACCGGGACCCGAGAGGGUGACGCGCCGUCCUCCCCUGCUGCCCGGGAGGGAGGGACGGCUUCAGAGUCUGCCCAUGAGCCACAAGGGAGUUGACUGUUCCCUACUGAACUGUCGUGGGCCACCAAAGAAGGGUUUUGCUAGACCCUGUGCCCAGGACCCGGCAGGGACUAGAGAACGAAAAUGGACUGAUUGCCUCCUCCUUGCGGCCAGGGGGACGGGAGAGGCCGAGCCACUGUGGCCCAGCUAGUAACAAGAGUGUUCCGGAGGAAGCUGGGUCUCAAGUUACUAGAGGCCCCCGUGGCAGCCAAAUAUCUUGUCACUGCUCCCCUGCCCUUCGUGUCCCUUGUGGCACACGCCCCUAUGCCCUUUCCCAGUGCAGCUGGAGUGGGUGGGCGGCCCAGGAGUCAGCUAAGGGAGAGGACUCGGUGACCCCCGCCCUAGCCGGCGGCCUCGCCUCCCCCUGCACCAUGAAGUUCUCCCUGCGGUUCUGGUUCCUCUCCACAGCCUUCCUGCUGGUGUUCAUCAUGUCGCUGCUUUUCACCUACUCCCAUCACAGCAUCGCCAGCCUCUCCUACCCAGACUCCGGGGGCCUGGAUGGCAACCACAGGGUCAAGCUGGUGCCGGGAUAUGCUGGACUGCAGCGCCUCAACAAAGGGGGUCUCUUGGCCAAGAGCUGCGCGUGCCGGCGCUGCAUGGGGGAUACGGGAGCCUCUGAUUGGUUCGACAGCCACUAUGACAGCAACAUCUCUCCGGUCUGGACCAGGGAGAACAUGGCCCUUCCCCCGGAUGUCCAGAGGUGGUGGAUGAUGCUGCAGCCCCAGUUCAAGUCCCACAACACCAACGAAGUGCUGGCCAAGCUUUUCCAGAUCGUGCCAGGCGAGAACCCUUAUGGCUCCCGCGACCCCCACAAAUGCCAGCGCUGCGCCGUGGUGGGGAACUCGGGCAACCUGCGGGGUUCCGGCUACGGGAGGGACAUCGACGGACACAACUUCAUCAUGAGAAUGAACCAGGCCCCAACACUGGGCUUCGAGCAGGAUGUUGGGAGUCGAACCACCCACCACUUCAUGUACCCAGAGAGCGCCAAGAACCUACCUGCCAAUGUCAGUUUCGUGCUGGUGCCCUUCAAGGCCCUGGACCUGCUGUGGAUUGCCAGUGCCCUCUCUACCGGGCAGAUUCGAUUUACCUAUGCACCUGUGAAGUCGUUUCUGCGGGUAGACAAGGAGAAGGUCCAGAUCUACAAUCCAGCCUUUUUCAAGUACAUCCAUGACAAGUGGACCGAGCAUCAUGGGCGCUACCCCUCUACGGGGAUGCUUGUGCUCUUCUUUGCCCUGCAUGUGUGUGAUGAAGUGAACGUCUACGGGUUUGGAGCAGAUAGCCGUGGCAACUGGCACCACUACUGGGAGAACAACCGCUACGCAGGGGAGUUCCGGAAGACCGGGGUGCACGAUGCAGACUUUGAAGCCCACAUCAUUGACAUGUUGGCCAAGGCCAGCAAAAUUGAGGUCUACCGUGGCAACUGAACCCCGAUUUUUGCCACCACCACCAACUUCUCCUGCCAUGGCCAGAGACUUUAGGGGCUCUCCUUCUCUAGUCCCUGGCACUCUGGGCCCUGCUGCUGCAUCCUAGAGGAGUAUUAGGUUCUCCCAACUGAUCGUGGGAGAUUUCAAGUGAGGAUUCUGGAACCAAUCAUGCUUCAGUGUAGUGGAGCACUCGUUUCUACGAACUAAUCAAUCACAAGAGACUCCGGGGGCAUCUGUCCCUGGAGACCAAUCGUGCGCGAGAAUCUAGCGGAGCUUUUGUUCUCCCAAACAAUCAUGAAGGACACACGGGAUGAGCCCAAUCCUUGAAACCAGUCACUGCUAUUGUCCAGCAGUGUUGGCUGCUGCUUCAGAGACAGAUGAGUAGCUGCUGCCCCCCACACCCAUUCUGGGAUAAAGAGCCUGUAAUUCAAGAAAAUCAGUGGGAGCAGCAGAGCUGAGACUUGGAGAGGCUGCUCUUGGUCAAGGAGAAGAGGUGAAAGAUCCAUGCCUUUCCUCGGGCACUGAUGGGAGAAGCCGGAAGGGCGCUUUUUAGCCGACACCCAGGUGCACGCUGGGUGUUCUAAGACAGCGAGGAGUGGAGGUUUCCGAGUACCAUCACGGCCUCUUUUCUUCAGAAUAAUCAGAUUUCCAGAACUCACUGGGGCCCCUAGGGCACUUGCGGGAAGACCGCGGGAGCGGUCGACAGAACGGAAGAGCCAGGGUUUUAGAGGAUUCUUACUCUUAAUCUCCCUGAAGCCCUGGGAGGUAGGGAAUGGGAGGGGAAGAGUGGUGCACUCUGAAAAAUGACGAGGACACAGAGCUGUAGCCAGUCCAAACAGGAGCCAGGUCACACCAGCAGAAGAAAGGAGGCAGUUAGGGAAAUCUCAGGCAGUAGCUUUGCCCCGUGUGAGGAGCCACAGCUGUUCUCUCAGGUCUCCCACCUGCCCUUUGACCUUCCCAGGGUCCGAGAGGAGAGAAUGAGCCCCCGGGAGGCCAACCAAAGCUGUUACCUUCUAAACCCUGAAACCCAGCGGGGGCUCUCCCUUCACCUCAAGGCUUUCCUCUCCAGGUCUUGGGCACGUGUGCUUAGCUAAUCAAGAGUCCCCGAGUUGGUCAUUCUGGCCAGAGCUUGAAGCUUCUUACCGAGGAGAGCGAGGAGGCGGCAGCCCUGUCUGGCCUCAUCAGAACAGGAGCUAUGCAAUCACUCUGUGUAAGAGUUCAUUACCUUGGGGGUCCCCCAUGCCCCUUCCUUCUGAUACCCACAGCUUGCUGGUUCCGUAACUAGGAACUUGUCUUGCUCACCAGCCUAAUUCCUGAUCUAAGAAAAACCUGUGGUGGGGACCAAGGCAAGAAAUUACUAGUGUAGGGGGUGGGGGGCCCUGCCCAGUCCCAGCCAAUGGCUAAGGGAGCGACCUCCCCGAGACCAAUAUCGUAGAGAAAAACUGUUGGGUGGAUCUCCCAGAAACCCUCCCCCUGUGGGAUCCGGUGCAGCACCAAGGAGGAAAGAGUUCGUGACACAAGGCUGCAAAUGACUAUUGGUUUGUCCUGUCACCAUUUGGAAAUUGCUAGGCAUGACAGGUUUCCAACCAGUCAUGCAAAUAGAAAGGCAUCUGGCCAGGGAGGAGCAGAACUGCCUCACUUGAUGCCACUCUGCUCUCCCUAGACUCCUCACAUCCCCUCACCCCUUCCAGCUGUCAAAUUGCCAGGCAGGCACGCAGGCAACCAGGCAGUUCUCUGCUAUUUGUAUGGCUGCCAUACACCUGGCUAUCUCCAGGAAAGCCCCUGUUUUAAUUCUAGCCCUUCGGGUUGGGAGAGUUUGUGGGGAAGGAGCUUCUGUGAAGCUUCCUUACCACUAAAACCGUCCCUCUCCAUUGCGGAACAAUCAUCUUUGGCAAACUCUGGCCUUCAGUGGGACAAAGCCUCAUCCCUUUGCAGCUCUCUCAUGCAGUUGGUGCUGCAAAGCUGCCGCACUGAGGGUCCUUUCCACCACAUGGUGGUUUCAGGGCAGCCCAAGAUCAUCCAAAAGUUUAGAUCAGUCAGGGUGGCUUCAGGAACACUAUUCCAGGGACCCACCUAGAAUUCCAGCAAGUUAUCGGGGAACCGCCGGAGGCCCAGCCUUCAUCAGGCUGGCCCGGCUAAGCCCAUCGAAACCCCGUGGGGCCCUGGCACUACCCCAGUCUCUCAGGGGGCCCUGGCCUGGGAGUUGUGCCUGGCCCCAUUUCUUGGGAUACUCAAAGUAUGAUGGCUGUGGGGUUCCCCAGAAUGUACCCAUAAGGACUUUUGGUGUUGCCCAGUCACCUACUGCGGGAGGAUUAGUCUCUGCUGUUGACAGAGUGGCAUGCCUGCAGUCCAGAAAUGACACAACCUUCUCACUGCAGGUAUCGGGGUGAAGGGAGACAGAUUUCCAGAAUAGAGGUGAGCAAGAGCUAAGUGGGCCAGUUGAGCCUUGAGAAUGAGGUCCUGCUCUUGAGGAGUGGGAGGGGUGGCCGGAGAGGGCAGAGGGAGGCCGUGGAGGAAGCAAAGAAGGUGGUGAUGUGUAGCUAAAAGACCAGAAGUCAUUUUAAUGGGAGUUUUGCCAGUCUGGCUUUUCCCUUCCUCAGGGAUGUAGGCUGAGACCUGAUUUGUGAAACCCAAGGACAGUAUUAAAGAAGGACACCAAUCCAAGAGGACGCCCCUUCUGCUGGCCUCACCUCACUGCUUUGUGAAGGGGCUACUCUGUGUGUUAGGGAUGAAAAAUGCAAUCAUGCCAACCAGUAUUGAGCAGAAUAAUUUAUUUCUUUCUUUCCAUCAGUGAAUCCGAUCCGAAGAAAUCCAGGUCGUUAUGGCCAAUCCCGAUCCGAUUACGAUAGUUUAUUUAAACACAUUAUUUUUUUCCCUUCUUUAUGAAUUAAAAAGAAAAGAAAAAAAGUCA
Molecule: messenger RNA, 5168 nt
Organism: Ornithorhynchus anatinus (platypus)
Lineage: Eukaryota; Metazoa; Chordata; Mammalia; Monotremata; Ornithorhynchidae
Gene: ST3GAL2
Product: ST3 beta-galactoside alpha-2,3-sialyltransferase 2
Exons: 7
Coding region: 1205-2257 (350 amino acids)
Molecular function (GO): beta-galactoside (CMP) alpha-2,3-sialyltransferase activity
Source: RefSeq, a predicted model, not a curated record